AUGACUUCACAUCAGUUUGAGUCCUUCAGUGUUCGUUUCACUGGGAAAAAUUAUUCUGCUUGGGAAUUUCAGUUUCAAUUAUUUGUCACGGGAAAAGAAUUAUGGGGCCAUAUAGAUGGAAGUGAUCCUGCUCCUACUGAUCUUACAAAGUUAGGUCAGUGGAAGGUCAAAGAUGCUCGGGUGAUGACAUGGAUUUUAGGGUCAAUUGACCCUCUUAUUGUUCUUAAUCUCAGGCCGUACAAGACUGCAAAGGCCAUGUGGGAUUAUUUACAAAAGGUUUACAAUCAAGACAAUAGCGCAAAACGAUUUCAGCUAGAGCACGAAAUCGCUAAUUACUCUCAAGGAGGUCUCUCUGUUCAGGAUUAUUUUUCUGGAUUUCAGAACUUAUGGGCUGAAUUUACUGAUAUUGUUUAUGCUAAAAUACCUGCUGAAUCUCUAUCUAUAAUUCAAGCAGUUCAUGAGCAAAGCAAGCGAGACCAAUUUUUGAUGAAAUUGCGAUCUGAUUUUGAGAGUGUUCGCUCUAACUUAAUGAAUCGUGACCCGCCUCCCUCCUUGGAUGUUUGUUUUAGGGAAUUACUUCGUGAAGAGCAGCGUCUUUUCACACAAAAUGCUUUCAAGCAAGAAAGUGUUCAUACUGUUGCAUUUGCUGCUCAAGGAAAAAGAACGGCAGGGAUAUGA
Messenger RNA from Nicotiana attenuata, 678 nucleotides. RefSeq lists its product as uncharacterized. The coding region runs from base 1 to 678 and encodes 225 amino acids. The transcript has a single exon. Lineage: Eukaryota; Viridiplantae; Streptophyta; Magnoliopsida; Solanales; Solanaceae. The record is from RefSeq and is a predicted model, not a curated record.